Marchantia polymorpha subsp. ruderalis is the source of this 2965-nucleotide messenger RNA. The record is from the annotation of a GenBank genome assembly. NCBI's taxonomy places the organism in Eukaryota, Viridiplantae, Streptophyta, Marchantiopsida, Marchantiales, Marchantiaceae.
GGGCCGAGCGUCGAGUCGGGAAGGCGGGAGAGAGCGCUAGCAGAGCAUUCGGGCGAACGUUGAGGACGAGGAGGACCCGGAGCCGCGGGCCGCGCGUAUAUAAAAGGCGGGGCGACGGGGUACGAGCUCGGGGGCGGGCCUGGACUCGGGAGUCGGAUCGAGGAAAUUGGAAGAAGGUGGUGCGUGCCGAGCUCGUCGUGGGCACGGGACGCGAGCGAGUGGAGUGAGCUUGGAUUUGUGAUUUGUGAUUUGAUCGAGGAAGCGGAGGAAGGGAAGAAAAGGGAAGGGAAGGGAAAAGAGGCGGGAUGCAGCUGCGGAGGAGAAAGCAGGAUGGCGGGGGAGACCAGAAAUCUCCGACCGGGGACGAGGCGUCGUCGGCCGAGAAUCAGGAGCGUGGAUGGGACGAAUCGGAGGAGAAGGAGAAGCACAAGAAGUCCGGGGGCGAAACGGAAAAGAAGCACGGGGAGGCUCACAAGCAUCAAUCUCAUCAAAAUCAAUCGUCUUCCCAUGGGGGUAAACAGGCGCACUCUGAUAGUAACAAGCCCGACAAGCCGGACAAACACGAAAAGCCUCAGCAUAAGCUCGAGAAAAAGCCUCCCUCCCCUGCCAAACUGCGACCGACGAGAUGGCGCUGUGUGGAUAAUUGUUGUUGGUUGAUCGGCUAUGUCUGCGUGUGCUGGUGGAUGCUCUUAGCUCUGUAUAAUGCGCUGCCAACGCUGCCCCAGUAUGUGACGGAGAAAAUUACCGGCCCCGCUCCGGAUCCACCCGGUGUCAAGCUCGCUAAGGAGGGGUUGCUUGCCAAGCACCCUGUGGUCUUCGUUCCCGGGAUUGUCACCGGUGGUCUCGAGCUCUGGCAGGGCAAGCCUUGCGCGGAUGGCCUUUUCCGCAAGCGCCUGUGGGGAGGCACCUUUGGCGAGGUUUACAAAAGGCCAUAUUGCUGGAUGGAACAUAUGUCUCUUGACAACGAAACAGGAUUAGAUUUGCCUGGUAUGAGGGUCCGGGCAGUCUCAGGCCUGGUCGCUGCUGACUAUUUUGCUCCCGGAUACUUCGUCUGGGCCGUUUUGAUUGAGAAUCUAGCCCGCAUUGGCUAUGAAGAACGGAACAUGUACAUGGCUGCUUACGACUGGCGCCUCUCCUUUCAAAACACCGAGGUUAGGGACAAGACAUUGACCAAGUUGAAGAAUACAAUCGAGACUUUGUACGAGACGAAUGAUAACAAUAAAGUGGUGGUAGUGCCUCAUUCCAUGGGGGCUCUUUACUUCCUGCAUUUCAUGAAAUGGGUUGAAGCUCCGAAGCCUAUGGGUGGAGGUGGAGGUGAUCAGUGGUGCGCAAAAUACCUCAAAGCAGUCAUGAAUAUUGGAGGGCCAUUUCUAGGCGUUUCCAAAAGCUUCACGGGGUUGUUCUCUGCUGAGGCCAAAGAUAUUGCUGUCGCAAGAGCAAUUGCACCCGGUGUGCUGGACUCAGAACUAUUUGGCCUGCAAACUUUGCAACACAUUAUGCGAGUGACCAGAACUUGGGAUGCGGCCAUGUCAAUGCUGCCAAAAGGAGGAGAGAAAGUCUGGGGUAAUGCAGACUGGUCACCAGAAGAAGGUUACGAUUGUUCGAAGGGUAAACGACUUGAGAGAUCACUUGAUAACGACACCGAUAGCACACUUGGUCCACAUGGGAAGCCUUACGCACAUUACGGGCGGUUGGUCUCCUUCGGCUUAGAUUCUGCUCAAAAACCUUCUUCCGUUGUGAGGGAGGUUCAGGAGGAGUGUGCGGCGAACACAUCUUCUACUUCACCCGUGCGAAGUAAUGUUACUUGUGGGGAGGUCUGGACAGAGUAUCACGAGAUGACCUGGGAUGAUCUUGAAAGUAUACCUAAGGAAGGAUACUACACUGCCAGCAGUGUUAUCGAUCUACUGCGGAAGGUUGCCCCUAAUAUGAUGCGGCGAGCCGACGCGAAUUGGGCUUUUGGCCUCGCUGAAAAUCCAAGUGAUCCCAAGUAUAAUCAUCAUAAGUACUGGGCUAACCCUUUUGAAACGACAUUACCAAAUGCUCCGGAUAUGGAGGUCUACUGCAUGUAUGGAGUCGGCAUUUUAACGGAGAGAUCUUACAUCUACAAGUUGUCACCGAGUUCUGACAGCUGCUACAUUCCCUUCCGCAUUGACACGAGUGCGGAAGGAGAAAGCGAAGGGUGCUUGAAAGGAGGUGUACAUUUUAUUGACGGAGAUGAGACUGUACCAGCAUUGAGUGCAGGUUACAUGUGCCAAAAAGGCUGGAGGGGAAAGACGCGGUACAAUCCUUACGGCUCGCAAACGUACGUGAAAGAAUACAAUCACGCACCUCCGGCAAACCUUUUGGAGGGCCGUGGCACGCAGAGUGGAUCGCACGUGGACAUCAUGGGUAACUUUGCGUUGAUAGAAGAUGUGAUGAGAGUGGCAGCAGGGUCAUCAGGUGAAGAUAUUGGGGGAGAUCGUACCUACUCGGACAUUCCGAAGUGGUCAGAACGUAUAAAAGUUGAGUUGUGAUUGCAAUUUGAUGAAAAUGCUAAAAACGAAAGUCCGUUGCGAGUUGAAAUUGUGGUAGUAGUUGGAAGAGCACGUAGUUGUAAGUGUCGGAGUGUCGAGAUAUCUGUUGAUAAAUGUCCACAUCCUUUUGUCCCUUGAUUCAAACUCAUGUAGAUAGUCGAGAUGACGAGGUUGGUGAUGUCGGAGAUGGUAUCAGAAACAGCAGAGAGCGUGUACAAUCUGGAAGUUGCAUGUUGAGAUAUUUUCGGACAGGAAAUGACACUUGAGAAGUGCAGGGUUCAGAAACCUCCCAUCGCUGCUAGAAAUAGAGGUGUAGUGUACUGAGGCAGUAGUUGUACAGGACGUCGUUCAAAGAGAUGCCAUAUAUGAAGCACACAAUGUACAGUAAUCUUUCUCAUUUCACAAUUGUGCAAAGUAAUUGUGGCCCAGAUUGGACUGGGUCCUUUGUCCGU